Messenger RNA from Dovyalis caffra, 648 nucleotides. Lineage: Eukaryota; Viridiplantae; Streptophyta; Magnoliopsida; Malpighiales; Salicaceae. The record is from the annotation of a GenBank genome assembly.
AUGAUGACGUGGGACGAGUGGGACGAUUCUCAAACCCACCAACAACAACAACCGGACCAGGAUUCUGACUUCAAUUUCGAUCUCCUUUCCCUUCUCUCUAAACCCAAGGAUUAUUAUAAAAUACUUGAAGUUGAUUAUGAUGCUACGGAGGAUGAUAUUCGGUCCAAUUAUAUACGCCUAGCACUGAAAUGGCAUCCUGAUAAGCAAAAAGACGAGGGUAGUGCUACUUCAAGGUUUCAAGAGAUAAACGAGGCUUACCAGGUUUUGAGCGAUCCUGACAGAAGGAGAGAAUAUGACAACAAGGGGAUGCAGCACGUCUAUGAUUACAACAUAAGCGAGUACCUCAACCGGUACAAGGGCCUUAUAUUAACAUGUAAUGGUCUUGGGAUCAGGCAUUCAAUUUGUUUUUAUCUUGGGAGGCCUGUGAUCUUACCAUUAGCCAUCUUCUGGCUGUUUAUCUUUCAUGGUUUGGUUGCUGGUGUGAUGGCAUGUUUUAAUUGGCCAGUGAUCCUGGAGCCAACACGCCAUAAUUUGUACAACCUCGAUACACCGAAGAGAACUGACCCUGCCUUCCUGGGUGGGAAUUUUGGCUCAUUAAACUUGAAGUUGGUCGGUCCCUAUGAUCUCAUAGGUUUAAAUGAUGAUUAG